UGAUCAAUCGCCUCUUUUUGUACAUAGGAAUAUUUUUGGUAGUUGAGCGUUUGAUUUUCGGAUCGACCAGAGUCUCCAUAAUCACACUGUCUACCUCCAGUAACGGUCACCAUUGCUACUCCCACUACCACCACCGUUGCUUUUCCCCCCCAACCCCACCACCGCCAUUGAAGAUUCUUUUUUCUCUCCUCCUCUUUCCCUGACUUGGGUUUUCCUCUCCACCCAAAAAAGCUCCCAUCUUGGCAAUGGAAACCGUCGCCGGUAAUUUCACCAAGUUGCAGCAGCAGCUGCAGAAGAAGCAAAAAUGGUUCCUCCUACUGAUUUCCUCGCUUCUAAUCUCCACAAUUUUGAUCCUCCUCACAGUGACCUUCUCCUCCGGAUGGAAUAAUUCGGCCUCGACUACCCAGCUGCUUUUUCGCCGGCGGCAGCAGCAGCAAGGCCAGAGCUCCCCGCGAUUUGCGGAAUCGAAGUUGGCCAAGACGGAGACUUUUGCCGGGAAACUGCCUCGCCUCGCUUAUCUGAUAUCUGGGUCGGCCGGGGAUGGGGUGAAUCUGAAGAGGGCGCUGAAGGCUCUGUACCAUCCGAGGAACCAGUACGUCGUGCAUUUGGACCUGGAGGCGCCGGUGGAGGAGAGGUUGGAGCUCAUCAGGUGGGUUAAUGAAGGCGAGAAGGUUUUCCAGGAAGUGGGUAAUGUGAGGGCGGUGGUUAGGUCGAAUUUGGUUACCUAUCGAGGUCCGACCAUGGUCAGUAACACGCUUCAUGCUGCUGCUAUUCUGUUGAGGGAUGGUGGGGAGUGGGAUUGGUUCAUCAAUUUGAGUGCUUCUGAUUACCCUUUGGUCACCCAAGAUGAUUUGCUGCACACAUUGUCUUCUAUCCCACGGGACCUCAACUUUAUCGAGCAUACUAGCGAUAUCGGCUGGAAGGAAGAUCAGAGAGCUAGGCCGGUGAUAAUCGAUCCGGGGCUAUACAGCCUGCAGAAAUCAGAUGUUUUUUGGGCCACAGAGAAAAGAAGUGUCCCAACUGCAUAUAGACUCUUCACAGGUCAGUAUGGCUGUUCUGCUUGGAUGAUGCUUUCUCGUCCAUUCAUCGAGUAUUCCCUGUGGGGAUGGGACAAUCUCCCCAGGAUAGUACUAAUGUACUAUGCAAACUUCCUCUCGUCGCCUGAGGGCUACUUCCACACGGUGAUCUGCAACGCAGAGGAGUUCAAGAACACUACAGUGAAUCAUGAUCUCCACUUCAUCUCUUGGGAUAACCCUCCUAAGCAGCACCCUCAUUUCCUCACUGUAGAAGAUUACCAGAGGAUGGUCGACAGCAAUGCACCUUUCGCCAGGAAGUUUGGGAAGAACGAUCCAGUUCUUGACAGGAUUGAUUCGGAGUUAUUAGGGGUAAGUGCUGAUGGGUUUGUCCAUGGUGGGUGGUUCAGUAAAAAUAUCAAGGCUAACUCGACCGAGCUUAAGCCUGGCAAUGGAGCACGAAGAGUCAAGAAUCUUAUUUCAGGGCUUCUGUCAGCUGAAGGUUUUCGUACAUCACACUGCAUCUGAUUAGGAUCUCUAUACUUAUAUAGGUUUUUGUAACUCACUAGGUAUUAGGUGGAUUCUUCUUAGCUGGGUGCAUUAUAUGUCAAAUGCAUGGAUUUGUGAAACUAUCAAAUCCGUCGAGUGUAACGAUUUAAGGCAUAAUAAUAGAGAUACAAUAACAAAGUCGUGAUAAGUCCAAUUGGCUUCAUCAUUCGUUCGGUCUCUCACACCGUAUAAAUGUCAUCUCACACUGGAUGCAACAGCUAAAGUAACAUUAAGUUAAUUGGUUCUUUUGACCAGAGAGGUAUUACUAAUUUGGUCUUUGUUUCUUGUCAUUCACUCCACUGCAAUCUGCACAAUGGUCUUCCCAAUAUUACUGCCAUGGAAAAGCCCGGCAAACGACGAAGGUAUGCUUUCCAACCCGGUCGAGAUGUCUUCGACCGAGACCAUCUUCUCGGACCUCAGAUGAUCACAAGUUGCAGAGAUAAAAUCUGAGUGAACACUCAAGAAAUCAGGGCACAAAAACCCCUGGAUUUGGAUUCUCCUGUAUAUGACUUCCACCAUAUCAGGAGCAGCUUUUCUUCCACUCCCCGUAUACUCUGAAAUCGCCCCACAAGCAGCGACUCUGCCAAACAAGUUCAUGUUGGCAACUGCUGCUUCGAGCAUCUCGCCACCAACACUGUCGAAGUAUACAUCGAUCCCGUGUGGGAAAUGCCUGUGGGAAAUCAAAAUCACACCCCACACACAGAAAGUUAACGAAGCAGUGAAGCCUGAUUGCACACGAACUGGAUCGAGACUUGCCCUACAAGUCACCUACUUUCUAAGAGUCGCCUUGAGAUCUGCUUCUUCUUUGUAGUUGAAUGCAUCGUCGAAACCGAGCUUCCCUUUCAGCAAUUCCACCUGGUACACAUGAAGAAGCCUUUCAUUUUUCAACUUCAUCAUGAAAAACAUUAUGGUUGUAAAUUGUGAGAGAGAAGAGCUGAGAUAAACAACCUUUUCUGUUGUUCCAGCACUGCCAACUACAUAGCAGCCAUGGAGCUUUGCCAACUGCCCGGCUAUGUGUCCAACUGAACCAGCAGCUGCAGAAACAAACACUUUCUCUCCUUUCUUCACCUUGCAGACCUCGAAUAACCCCGCGUACGCUGUCAUCCCACCGUAUGCCAAAGUUCCAACAUGGCAGGACAAAGGGAGUCCCAUGGAGUCCAGUUUCCUGAAGUAGAACACUCCUGGUUUCAUCAAGCAGUAUUCUCCCCAUGUAAGUUCCCCUGCCACCAAGUCACCCUCUUGAAAUUCAGGGUCCCCUGAAGCCACAACUUUGCCAACUCCAUGACCACGAAUUUCCUGCAUAUCAUGAAAGGACCCAACUUAUGUCAAUCAAUCUAUCUAUAACUAUAUCUCCAAACAGAUUUCCUAGCUAAGCAUCAUACCGAGCCAGGAGCAAUGGCGGCGGCAGCAGCUUGGAUGCUGUGAUGAGAUUGAGAAGUGCUGUAGCUCUUCAUGCGGUUGAGCUGGGCAGGGUCGAUCGAGAGGUAGAGGUUCUUCACGAUGACGUGACCCGAACCGGGUUCGACGUUAAGGGACAAAGCUUCGGACUUCAGUUCGAAGUCCGUCUCUUUUGGGAAGCCAUUGAUGUGGGUCUUGAUAACUAUGCUUCUGUUUGUGAUGAUGAGUGCUUCUUCCAUCAUCGCAUUUCUCUCUUUUUCUUUUCCCUACCAACCAAUCACCCUGUGUGGUUGUCACAAUGGCAGCUCUAA
Molecule: messenger RNA, 3271 nt
Organism: Linum tenue
Lineage: Eukaryota; Viridiplantae; Streptophyta; Magnoliopsida; Malpighiales; Linaceae
Source: the annotation of a GenBank genome assembly